CUUUUAUUACCUCAAUUUUCCUCAAGAUCCUCUACGGUUUAAAUGCCUUGUCUACUUGUCUUCAUCCUCGAAUGGGUCGACUGGGGGCUCGUCACCGAGGAUGCUUUCGUCACAUUCGUGUUCGGAGCGAGCAAGGGUGUGGGCGAGUACUAUACCUCCGACGCGGACACGGUCGCAUUGCCGAUCAUGGCCUCUCUAGUCUCGAGCAUCGUGCAAUGUUUCUUUGCGUGGCGCAUCUACACACUCUCAAAAAGGAGCAUCCUCACAGGCAUCAUUGUUGUGUUGGUGCACACGCCCUCAGUUGGAGACGUUCUGGCGUCAACCUCGGGGCGUGCUAUCAUGUUGUGCAUCUGGAUUGGCGGAACAGUUUUGGUCGACGUGAUCAUUGCUAUCGCAAUGACUCUGCUGAUGUUGAAGAUGAGAACAUCAUUCGCCCAUUCAAAUCGCAUUAUCAACAAGCUCAUCCGUUUUACCUUAGAGACGGGAGCUCUGACUGCAGGCAACUCGAUCAUUGGAGUGAUAUUGGCUCUGGCGUUUCCGAACCAAUCGUACUAUAUGCCAGCUCGCUCACCUCCUAAGCCGCGCAUACUUGUCCGGCCUGCGUCGACGGUUAAUCACAACGACCAUAUAUUGACCUCCAUGACGUCCGCGCACACGUCGACCCCUACGCGAGAUAUCGAGAUGUCCUCCCUAAAUUACAAGGUCCCGACAUUGGCUGGGACUAUGGCAUCGGAUUGAAGGCCAGUGAGCCGACAGCGACGUAAUAAAGGGCUUGUUCUUGUAGGCUUCAUGGACGCAAGGGCAACAUAUCAGCUAUACAACGUGUAGUAACUCCAAGUGCUUUGUCUGAAUUUGUCGAUGCAUAUACUGUUCUGCGGC
Messenger RNA from Fomitopsis serialis, 879 nucleotides. RefSeq lists its product as uncharacterized. The transcript has 8 exons. The coding region runs from base 187 to 738 and encodes 183 amino acids. Lineage: Eukaryota; Fungi; Basidiomycota; Agaricomycetes; Polyporales; Fomitopsidaceae. The record is from RefSeq and is a predicted model, not a curated record.